Messenger RNA from Ctenopharyngodon idella (grass carp), 2283 nucleotides. RefSeq names its product cytosolic sulfotransferase 3-like. Gene Ontology annotation, molecular function: sulfotransferase activity. The record is from RefSeq and is a predicted model, not a curated record. Gene Ontology annotation, cellular component: cytoplasm. Bases 252 to 1154 code for a protein of 300 amino acids. The transcript has 9 exons. Gene Ontology annotation, biological process: sulfation. Lineage: Eukaryota; Metazoa; Chordata; Actinopteri; Cypriniformes; Xenocyprididae.
GGCAAUGUUGAGAUCUCUUCUGGAAUGCUAAGUUUUUUUUUUCUCAGUUCAUUUCUGUGGGGAGGGCUGUUUGAACUUGCGUAACAUGUUGUUUUAAAGCUGAGUGCAAAGCACAGAGAAAAGGAUAGCAAUGACAGCACUGAAUAGCACUGAGUAGAAGCCCGGUUUGCAUUUUGAGGAACACAAGCGAGCUGCCAGAAACAUAGGACAGUGGAAGAGAAUACAGAAAAUUGAAACACUUUUUCACCAUAAUGGAAAUCCCUGACAUGCCUUCACUGAAACUACAUAGUCGGCCAGAGAUGUUUGAUUUUGAGGGUAUUUCUAUGACUCGCUUUUUCACUGACAACUGGGAAAAGGUGAAAAACUUUCAAGCGAGAUCUGAUGACAUUCUUAUCGCCACUUAUCCCAAAGCAGGUACCACAUGGGUUUCUUAUAUUCUGGACCUUCUGUAUUUUGGUAAGGAUGAUCUAGAGCGUCAGACUUCCCAGCCAAUCUAUGAGAGAGUCCCAUGCCUGGAAGCAUGCUUUUCAACAGUUACAGGGACAGAAAUGGCUGAUCAUCUGCCCACCUCUCCUCGUCUCAUCAAAACUCAUUUACCUGUUCAUCUGGUACCCAAGUCCUUCUGGGAGCAGAACUCAAGGAUUGUGUAUGUAGCACGUAAUGCAAAAGACAAUGCUGUUUCCUAUUUUCAUUUUGAUCGAAUGAACAUGGUACAGCCUGAACCAGGAGAAUGGAACAACUUCUUAGAGAAAUAUAUGAAAGGGAAAAAUGUGUUCGGUCCUUGGUACGAUCAUGUCAAUGGAUGGUGGGAGAAAAAACAGACGUAUUCUAACCUACUGUACUUGUUCUAUGAGGAUUUGGUUGAAGACACUGGACGUGAGGUGGAACGUUUGUGCUCCUUCUUGGGUUUGUCCACCUCAGUUAAAGAAAGGGAGAAAAUAACAAAAGGGGUUCAGUUUGAUGCCAUGAAACAGAACAACAUGAUCAACCAUGUCACAAUCCCUUUCAUGGACUUCAAGAUCUCACCCUUCAUGCGGAAAGGUAAAGUUGGAGACUGGAAAUGUCACUUCACAGUGGCACAAAAUGAAGAGUUUGAUGAGGUCUACAAACAGAAGAUGAAGAAAACCACUGUCGAGUUCCGCACUGAGAUUUAAUAUUCCAGUUCUAGAGUUCUAGGAAGAAGGUUGAUUGUUGCUCUUCUGUUUUCACAUAGAGGAUAUUUAAGAUGUUUUUGCACACAAACUAGUGCUGCACAAUUUAUCGCACAACACGAAAAAUAACAUUGAAUAACAUUGAAACGCGAUUAUCGCUUAAAUUCUUAUUGCGAUUAUGAAAUCGCAAAGGCUGUGAUGUAUUUAUUUUUAUUUUUGUAUAUAUUCUGAUGUGUCUAUGUGUGUAUAUAUAUAAUAUAUAUUGUCAAUGAAAUAUGGCUCCAAAUGCUAAUCCAUCUGAAAGCACUGCGAGUUUGAGUCGCUUAUAAAUGUACAUUUGAAAAAGCAACAUGCGUCAAACAUCUUUCCAGACUUAAGAAGCAUUUAUUAUGUAUUAUUAUAGAUUAUUAUAGAUAUAUUACAUCUUGUCCAACAAAAGACAACAUUUAAUAACAUGUUUUUACUCCAAACUCACUUCAUAACGACAGUUGAGCGUCCUUCUGUGAGAUGAUGUGGAUCUUACACAGAAUAAGGCAGUCAUGUGUUUAUUAGUCAUGUUUAAUCAAAGCGUUUCAAUCCUCUGUUUAUUCAGCUACAGCGAUAUGAUGCAUGUUAUCUACUUCUAUGGCAGGGCAUAUUCAGAGUUUCUGCACAAGAGCGCCCUCUGGCUUUCAGAUGGAGAAGCAUUUGCUACUGAUCACAGAGCCAUACAGCUCUGACAAGCUGCGCAUUAAAUAAUCGCAGCCUUUGCCAAACCUUGUGCGAUUUAAUCGUGAUAAAUUGUGCAGCCCUAAAAACACUGUAAAAACCUAAGCUAUGAUGUACUCAAUUUUGUACAUGUACAAUUUAAGGCUGUGAAAUCAAUGAAAUCUACCUUAUGAACUGAGUAAAUGUAAGUAAAAAGUUUUUAGUAGAUCUAAAUAACUACAUUUGAAACUGAGUAGGCCCAAUGAGUUAUGGUUAAUCAAAAGCCAAAUUAAAAAAAAUAUUUAUGAGUAAUGUGAUCUUUGUUAUUUCAUUGAAUUUACUGCCACACUUUAAUAUGUUAAUUAUAUUAUCAGAAAACUUAACACAUUUAGCGUUGUCAGGCUUUUAUGUGUGCUUAAUGAAUAAAACAGGAGCUGCGCACUCG